Molecule: messenger RNA, 1510 nt
Organism: Zootermopsis nevadensis
Lineage: Eukaryota; Metazoa; Arthropoda; Insecta; Blattodea; Termopsidae
Product: RNA demethylase ALKBH7, mitochondrial
Biological process (GO): fatty acid metabolic process; DNA damage response
Cellular component (GO): mitochondrial matrix
Source: RefSeq, a predicted model, not a curated record
AUUACAGAUAACAUAGGUUACUGGCUUAUUUCUGUAGCAUACAUAACCUUGCGGAAUGUUCAAUAGAUCUCAUCAAAAGGGAAAAUUCUUGUGUGUUAAAGGGAAAUUUGUUUCAUUGCAAUGACAACGUAAGAAUGGAUAUGUAAACAAACAGCGUUUAAAAUUUUUUUCAUAUCACGUAUAAUGAGGUUAAACUGUUUGGUUGAGCCUUUUAGGACAUAUAUUCGCCAAUAUAAUUCAGUAACAGUAAAAUACACAACGUGUAAGAAGUCGAGGAAAGUGCUAAUCUCCUAUAACCAUGCACAAAAUGCUGAAGAAUCGUGUUCAAAAGAGUACAUGCGUUUUGGUGAAGGUUAUAAUGCUUCAAAAGAAACAAUGAUGCACGAUAUGAGAGUUGUAGCAGACUUCUUGACCGAAGAAGACGAAAGAUCGUUAUUUGAAGAAAUAGAACCGUAUAUGCGAAGACUGAGAUACGAAUUUGAUCACUGGGAUGAUGCUAUCCAUGGUUACAGAGAGACAGAAAGAUUGAACUGGAAUCCACAGAAUACAGGAAUUCUGCAGCGUGUCCGUGAUGCAGCGUUUCCACCAGGAACACCCCAAUUAAGUCUCGUUCACAUACUGGACCUUGCUGAAAAAGGGGUUAUCAAGCCUCACAUUGACAGUGCUCGUUUCUGUGGUAAUACCAUAGCUGGUCUGAGUCUGUUGUCUGAUUCUGUUAUGCGACUAGUUCAUGAAAGGAAUAAAGAACAAGUCGUAGAUAUACUUCUGAAGAGACGUUCUCUUUACAUAAUGAAAAAAACAGCAAGAUAUGAAUUCACUCACGAAAUUCUUGGAAGUGCCAAUUCGAAAUUUGGUGAACAGAUUAUACCCAGAGGACGGCGCAUAUCAAUCAUAUGUAGAAAUGAACCGGAUAAUACCGUAGAAAACUAAUUAGAAUUUGUACAUCAUACAGAAUUGAAAAAAUAAUAUGAAAGUAAUUUUGAGACUGAAUUCUUUAAAAUAGUAUUUUAUUGGUGCGUCUGUGAUAAGAUAUAGUCACAUAGUCAUUUAGUUAUAUCACAAAGUGAUGUUUAAUCAUUUGACAAGAAUGUACCAGUACAUUCAGUGCUGGAUAGUCAAAAUAUAUUUAUCCACACAGGAGAAUACGCUAAUAUAGGUGUGUUAAUGUAUCUGAUACAAAUAUUCAAAAAAGCCUGAUUGAGGUUUGAAAGUAUUUCAAAGGAAACGUAGUAUGUACAACACAGGGGCUUGGUUGAGGUAUAUUUUCUUUAUAGUAUAUCAGAAGUUAUGGGAAUUCAAGCGAAUACUGAAAUCUCAUUUUUGUGUGGAACAACCGUCAUAUAGUGAAGCAGGUGGAAACUAAGAGUAGAUAUUACAUAUAACAUAAAACAUGAAUUAUUUCAUACUAAAAAUGUUAAACAAUGUUGAACAACAUCUUGAAGAGGCUGAAGUGAUAUUUACUCUGUAUGUUUCUUAGAGGAAUUACACUAAAAUGAAUUUUGAAAGUCCA